Pocillopora damicornis (cauliflower coral) is the source of this 2847-nucleotide messenger RNA. RefSeq lists its product as uncharacterized. Gene Ontology annotation, biological process: synapse organization; homophilic cell-cell adhesion. Lineage: Eukaryota; Metazoa; Cnidaria; Anthozoa; Scleractinia; Pocilloporidae. Gene Ontology annotation, molecular function: axon guidance receptor activity. Gene Ontology annotation, cellular component: neuronal cell body; plasma membrane; axon. The record is from RefSeq and is a predicted model, not a curated record.
ACAAGAUUGGAAGUGAACCGGUCUCUGUUUGAAGUUGCGUCAAGAGCAUGUAAGGAAAAGAAAAACCAAUUUUCCCUAUUGUAAGGUCUUUAGUCUGAGGUACAAUGCGGUCUGAGACAAUUUUAAGACUGCCUUUGUUUUUCAAGGUCAUUCUGCUGUUCGUAGUACAAGGGACGUGCGAUAAGGAAUUUGCGUUAACAGGUACAACUUUUCUUCAAGCACAGCGCGGAGAGUUGAUUACAAUUAAAGGUUAUUACAAAUAUUGUCUUACACCUUCGUUCUAUUGUCCGUCCUGCGUACGACAAGUGUAUCUGAAUCUCUUCAACAAAAGCAUCUGUCUUGCGUCCUUUGGAAAAGCGCAGCUGGACUGUCAGGAAAAACAUUUCUCUCAGCCAUUUACUACUCCCAAUUCUGGUGGUACCUAUGAAAUUAAGAUGGAAGAAAUACUGGAUUUUAGCUGUGUGCUAAGCCGAAAAUCAAACACCGGCCUAUCGCUUGGUACAGUUUUAGUUAAAGAACCACCCACCAUCAUCAACGUCUCCAGUUUUCUAUUUGAAGUUGUCACAGGAGAUUCCUUGACACUUCAAUGCUCCGCGCGCGGCUAUCCUUCACCAGCAGUCCGCUGGUACAAAGACAAUAAACUGGUCCAUAAUGAUACAAGUCUUGAGCUCUCCUCGAUCAAACAGUCCGAUGCAGGACUCUAUGCUUGUAAUGCGUCAAACGUCGCUGGGAGUGACUCUCGUGUUGUGGAGGUCCUGGUGAGAGCAAGGAGACCUACAGUACACCAGACCGUAUCAACAUACGAUGCCAACAAUUUGUUUCAAAAUGAUUCAGUAACUUUUACAGUAAUUUUAUCGCACGACUUGUGGUCGCGUGACACUGCCUUUAAUACAAUAUUGGUUUGGACUCUUCCUUACUACGCGAGUAUGCUGAAUCACGUGCCUUUGACAAAUGUGUCCAGUCCUUACCCUGGAGAGUAUAAUUUUAAGAUUGGAGAAAUUCAGCCCGGGUCAUCAAAGCAAAUUAACAUCACGGUCCAAAUUGAUCCUAAACGUGUGCUUUCUGUUGGAAAAUACUUCCUGUCUGUACCAAGCUUCAUUCUGUAUGAACAACGCAUGGCAAGUAAUGCUGCCAAGUUGUUCGUGGGCUCAAUAGAGUCCGUAACGCUUAACUUUACAGUGAGAGAAGAUGCUCAGAGAGGAUUUCUGUUGAAUCCAUUGUUUGACGAAGUAUACCUCUGCCAAGAGAAGAAAAGUGAUUUGAAACCUUCCUGUUACUUUUCAAAUGAUGGUGUUCAAUGGAUUGGGCUAGAUCCGCGAGUGAAAAUGAUUUUUGGGAUGACUGUUCGUGGAUCGUACAAAAGGAUUUUUGGCUUGGGAACAGAUAGUCGAUGUCACGCAGUCAGUAGGGAUGGCGUUACUUGGAGUUGCAUUUUGCCUGAGAAAUGGAAACGGGAAUCGUCCUCUAGGGAUUUCGUACCUGCUAUUUCAGUUCCUGAAAGGCUCAAGUCUGAUCUGCCCGAAAGCAAUUACAUUGCUACGAAAAAUGAUGGAACAGUCUCAUAUGGAGCAUCAGCGAAAGGUUUACACAUGAAGAUCAGAUCAGGAGUAUGGAACUUAGUAGCCUCUUGGGAGUGUCCAUAACAGUCGUAUCGUAGAAACUGUAAUGGAAAUGAGAAACUUGUUCAUGGCCUCUACAUAACGUCGUAGGUUUCAUAUUGUUUCUGCUGACCCUAUGUCUGGCAUUACAUGCACACCACUGGAAGUAUAAAGUGAUCUCCAAGCAAGUCCCUUUUCGCUUUGCGCGGUGAGACAAAUUCCUUUUGAAUCGGGCACACUUAGCAUAACUUUGUUAAAUCCUGCCACCUAAAAUUCUCGCUGGUGCAUCACAGUCCAACGAUGUUGGACCUAUACUGGACCAUUGUUAGGGUAUAACUUCACCUACGGAAAAAUACGUUGUAAAGGUAUCUUAUAUGGCCAUUUAUUUAUGUAACUUUACUUCAUAGGGUAAUCGUUACAGCAGAGUGACUUUUAAGCAACACAAUCUAUCACGGACUGAGCUAAGCCCACGGCUAAGGGUUCAGUCGCCAUUGACAAAAACUUACAGCAAUCUCUCUUAGAACCUUUAGGGUGUAUAAAACUUUCUAGGCAUACAGAAGUAGCGCUCCAUAGCUUCUCCAAACAGUCGGUCUCCGCUCUGCUGAUAACAACAAAGUUAUGUGGAUGACUGAUGCCUUAAGUACACUUACGACGCAUUCUAUAACAACUAGAAUAAAGACAAAACAGACUGUUCCACGGCGUGAUGACAUGUAAAAUACUUUACCAGAUUAAAUUUGGUCAGAAAUUGAAGCAUAAAAUAAUUUUAUCUACGAAUUUGACAAUAGGAAGUAUCUUGCAACUGUCCUGUAAAAUCUUUAAAAAUAAUUCAUAUUUACAGUACAGUUUGUCGUGCAUAUUCAUCUGAGACAUCCACCAAUUUCCUUAAAAACAUUAUCAAUCAAACAAAUUGCAAAAUCUAAUGUAGACAAGCUUUUGACCAGAUUGUUUACUUUGGCAGUUUGACAUGAGGUGUCAAACUGUCGAUCUUCGGGCCUAGAAAUAGCCAGUUCAAUUUCGUUCAAACAGUGCUUUUCAAACGAAAUAACUGACUUUGCAUUUUCGUUUUUGUCUAAGCGUUGCUUUAAAAAGACUAUUAUUUUGCCUUUAGAGAGCUUAGAGAGGCUGAAAUAUACAAAUAUAAAUUUGUUUGCAACUACAAACUAAUUUUCUUUCUUGUUGAAUUAUGGAAUACGCCAAUUAAAAUGUGCGGUAAUUUACUAUCAGGAAAAGGAGAUCACAAUGAUCAUAU